AUGGCGCGCCCGGACAGGCGCGUGAAUUUAGCAAUCGCUAGAAUUAUUCCGGUGAUCUUGCUGGGUGCAGUGAUCUAUGCCUGCUAUGCUAUCACCAAACCACUAUGCAUCGACUAUCUCAUUCAUCCUCGUCCGAAAUAUAAUCGUCGCCCUCGAUCUGGCGCUGGUGUCGCCAUCAUCGUGAUCUUUUACGUGCUUUUAUUUCCGGUCGUCGCGACAUACAUUCGACUCCUAUACAAUGUCAUCUGGAACCCUGGGUUACUGCCUCGGAACUCCCCACCUGCUGAAAUUUCGCAAAACACCGAACGACCUCAUAGCAAUCGACGCGGUAGCCACGGGAGGAGGCGGAGCCAUGGACAAACUCGGACGACCGAGAAAUCCGAAGGGGCCGAAGCCGACGUUGAACAGGGGAUGGAGUACAAUGCCAGCAGUCCUGCGUUCCAGAUAGACCCAGCGGGGCUGGAGAAAUUUUACACCAAAGAUGCUUUCAUCUGCCAGCCGGAUGGACGGCCCUUAUAUUGCUCUACGUGUUGCAGCUAUAAACCAGACCGCGCGCAUCAUUGUCGAGAGGUAGACCGGUGUGUCCGGAAGAUGGAUCACUUCUGCCCAUGGGUUGGAGGUGUCGUCUCGGAAACAUCAUUCAAAUUCUUCAUUCAAUUCGUCUUUUACACUAUGGUUUUUUGCCUGUUUUGUUUAAUCGUUUGCGCGUACUUUGUCGCUGAAUUAAAACGAGACAGCGGCUCUGUCAAUCCCCACUGGGCUGUUGGUAUCGGAUUGAGUGGCCUUUUUGGACUAUUCACUUUUGGAAUGACCUUAAGCUCCUUACAGCUGGCCAUGUUUAACCUCUCGACAAUCGAGAACAUCAACCGCCAAUCAGUCGUCUGGACCCUUGCCAUCCGCGUGCCCAACCACGUCCUGGCCAAAUUCAAUCCGGACACGCAAUGGGCUCCGACAUUUCGCACUAUCACCUAUCCUCUUCCACCCAUGCCUCCUCCUAAUCUACAACCCGGCGCAGAAUACCAACACUUCCCGCCGCCUGCAGAGCAGCACGUCUUCGCCAUUCUUCAAACCCUACCGGGCGAAAAUCCCUUCGACCUCGGCAGUCCCUUCAAAAACCUUCAACAGAUAAUGGGCUUCUCACUAUUCGACUGGAUCCUCCCUCUUAAGCACAGUCCUUGUGCAGACCACAACGACCAAGAGACCACCUUUGCAUUUGGCCCUGUGGUUUCGAGACUCAAACUGGACGCGGGUCUCGAAUCUUCUGUCGAGACAGAGGACGAGUCAGCAGAUCGAAAAUCGUCGAAAAAUAAACGAAAACGA
This is a messenger RNA of Aspergillus steynii IBT 23096, 1320 nucleotides long. Its product is annotated as DHHC family palmitoyltransferase. The annotation marks the transcript as partial. NCBI's taxonomy places the organism in Eukaryota, Fungi, Ascomycota, Eurotiomycetes, Eurotiales, Aspergillaceae. Gene Ontology annotation, biological process: protein targeting to membrane; peptidyl-L-cysteine S-palmitoylation. The record is from RefSeq and is a predicted model, not a curated record. Gene Ontology annotation, cellular component: Golgi apparatus; endoplasmic reticulum. Gene Ontology annotation, molecular function: protein-cysteine S-palmitoyltransferase activity. The transcript has 5 exons.